AUGCGUUUUAUUGCUCCAAAGGUGAAACAAUUUUCUGCCUGGCUGAUUAUUGUGGAAAAUGUUGUUGACCUAUCCAUGGUUCGUAGUUAUCUGCCUCCAACCGCCAGUGAAGAAUGGCGUCAUGGUCAGAUGCUAGUAACUACUCAAGAUACUCAGUCAAUACCCUUCAAUUCCCCUCAUACUUACCAUGAGUCUCUCAGUAAAGGAAUGCACCCAGAUGAUGCAGUAGACCUUUUAAGAGAAGUGUCCCAAAUUUCGAAUCAACAACAAGCUGAGAAGGUUGCUGAAGUUCUCGAGUAUCAGCCACUUGCCUUGGCAGCUGCUGCAGUCUACGUACAAACUAUUGUCAGCUAUGGUACCCCUAAUUAUAGUUGGACAAAAUACCUGGAAACGUUUAACAGCGAGGGACGCGAAGCCGGGGAGGCGNAAGAUACUCAGUCAAUACCCUUCAAUUCCCCUCAUACUUACCAUGAGUCUCUCAGUAAAGGAAUGCACCCAGAUGAUGCAGUAGACCUUUUAAGAGAAGUGUCCCAAAUUUCGAAUCAACAACAAGCUGAGAAGGUUGCUGAAGUUCUCGAGUAUCAGCCACUUGCCUUGGCAGCUGCUGCAGUCUACGUACAAACUAUUGUCAGCUAUGGUACCCCUAAUUAUAGUUGGACAAAAUACCUGGAAACGUUUAACAGCGAGGGACGCGAAGCCGGGGAGGCGUUUUUUGCGAAACAAAACAGAGCAUAUCCCAAAACAAUGACUACUGCCAUCAAAAUGGCAAUAACUCGAGCUUUGGAAAGCGACGAAGUUCUUUGUGAAGUAUUUUCUUUAUUUUCGUUGUGCGCAUCUGAGUCCCUACCUAUUGCAGCUGCUGUUGACUUUGUUAAAUUUCGCACAAAACAUCAAACAGAAGCGUUGAUUAGAGCAAAAAUUCUGAAAUCCACCAUGAUGACUUGCCUGUAUGACAAAGACGACACGCCCACUUACUUAAGAGUACAUAAUGUUGUUCAUGAAGUGGUAAACUCCGCUAUAACAACUUUCCUGGACGUGACCCAUGAAGCUGAGUGCUUUUCUGUUGCUGUUAGGACUUUUCAUUCAUUAAUGAAAGAAAACCGGAAUCUUCUACUUGCUAGUGCCCAGGCCUUCGGAAAGCUGAGGAGAAUUGUCAGUCAUUGUAAAGUGUUAUUUCAGUUAAUCAGAACUAAAAUGGUUAAUGAAGAACAAUCAGUGCUUAAUACAUUACUACCGGUAAUUACUCCUGGCAAUUUAGUUUCGUUUCUUACCCUUAUUACUGAAGUUUGUUUGCGCCAGAGUAAUUUAUCGGAUGCGUACCUUUUCUCAACUUUAUCCUCUGAUUUUAUAAUGUAUCUAAGUGACACUCAAGAUGAUAAAUUGCAAAAGGCGAAACAUUUUGGUAAACGCGGCAAUGUUCAUUGCCAACUUGGGAGGUUCUGUCAGGCAAAAGAAUACCAUAAGAAGUCUCUUGCUAUUACAAAAGAGAUUUAUGGUGAACACCAUCGUGACGUAGCGGCAAGUUACAACAACCUGGGAAGUGUUUACAUAAACCUUGGUCAGUACAAUCAGGCUAAAGAAUACCAUGAGAACUCUCUUACUAUGAGAAAAGAGAUUUAUGGUGAACACCAUGGUGACGUAGCGGCGAGUUACAACAACCUGGAAAUGUUUACACAAACCUUGGUCAGUACAAUCAGGCUAAAGAAUACCACGAGAAGUCUCUUGCCAUUAGAAAAGAGAUUUAUGGGGAACACCAUGGUUACGUAG
This is a messenger RNA of Porites evermanni, 1767 nucleotides long. The record is from the annotation of a GenBank genome assembly. Lineage: Eukaryota; Metazoa; Cnidaria; Anthozoa; Scleractinia; Poritidae.